This is a messenger RNA of Aureococcus anophagefferens, 498 nucleotides long. RefSeq lists its product as hypothetical. The transcript has a single exon. NCBI's taxonomy places the organism in Eukaryota, Pelagophyceae, Pelagomonadales, Pelagomonadaceae. The record is from RefSeq and is a predicted model, not a curated record. The coding region runs from base 1 to 498 and encodes 165 amino acids.
AUGCCCGUCGGACUGGCAGAAGUGACCGUAGGAGCACUCGUGGGAUCGGCCGUCGACGCGGCCGUCGGCGCGGCCGUUGGCGCGAGCGUCGGCGAGCCCGUCGGCGACUUUGUGUGGCCGGUAAUCGUAGGCGCGAACGAGGCCGUCGGCGCGAGCGUCGGCGACGCCGUGGGCGACACCGUGCCCGUGGGCGACAUCGUGGGCGCCAUCGUGGGCGACACCGUCGGACUGGCAGUCGGCGCGAUCGUCGGCGAUACCGUGGGCGACACCGUGCCGGUGGGCGCGCUCGUCGGACUGGCGGUCGGCGACAUCGUGGGCGACACCGUGGGCGCGCUCGUCGGACUGGCGGUCGGCGCCAUCGUGGGCGACACCGUGGGCGCAGCAGUCGGCGAUUUGCUCACCGUAGGCGCGCUCGUCGGACUGGCCGUCGGCGCGGGGCUCACCGUCGGCGCCAUCGUCGGGCAGCCCAGGAUCAUGCUCGAGGCGCCCGCGAAGUAG